UCGGUGCCUCAGAGCUGAUCCUAAACAUCAUUUUAUACCUACAAGAACCAAUUACUUAAUGUCUCUUCCGUCUUUUCCUUCCCCGACCCCCUCCCAGACUCCUUCAUUCCGGUACUGCGUGGACGGAAAGCCCCGGUAGCCGACACCACGUCCCCGGCUAGCGAGAGAGAGCGUAGAAAAGGAUUACACCAAACUGUUUAAAUCCAACGGCUCCUGCUUCCUUUCUCCUGAGCUAGACCCAACAAGCCCAGAGAGUUGGGCAACGGAAAAACUAGUAUUUUCAUUUAAUUGGAUAUGAAGAAAGAACAAAUAUAUACGGGGGCAACCACGAUCUUUAUAAAGAACAUAAGUUCCAGGAAAGCAAGAACCUUGUGUCUCUUGUUCAGUGGUGUAUCCUCUGCAUAUAGAACAGUGCCUGACACAUAAUAGGUGCUGAGUUUGAUAUUAAACACUGAUCUGAAGACACUAGAUUUGGGGUGUCCCAGCCAGGAUUGAGUGAUUCAGUAAACCUCAAGGACAAAGCUAACUGAGGAACAUCACUGAGUCUCAGACCUGGGCAAAGUUUCUGCCCAGAGUAGACUCUCCUGGGUGAAUCAGCAAGCCUAAUAAACAUUAUCUUCUAAUUAGCAUAAAAUGCCACUAGGUGGACCUGCGGCCUCAUAUAUUCAAACCCAGUUUUAAACAGCAGCAUUUUCCAGCAUCCUCAACCAUCUAAAACUCAUUUAAAACCUUUGGAGUUUGUUGUUUACUCAUGGAAGCGAUAAACUCUAAGACUAAUUAUACCCAGAACCCAAAUUGUAACAUAAUGAUAUUUUAUCCAACCAAAGAAGAGUUUAACGAUUUUGAUAAAUACAUUGCUUCCAUAGAAUCCCAAGGUGCCCACCGAGCUGGCCUGGCUAAGAUAAUUCCACCCAGGGAAUGGAAAGCCAGACAGACGUAUGAUGACAUCAGCGAUAUCUUAAUAGCCGCUCCUCUCCAGCAGGUGGCCUCCGGGCGGGCAGGAGUGUUCAUUCAAUACCACAAGAAGAAGAAAGCCAUGACUGUGGGGGAGUAUUGCCGCUUGGCAAACAGUGGCAAAUAUCGGACUCCACCACACGUGGAUUUUGAGGAUUUGGAGCGAAAAUAUUGGAAAACCCGCCUCUACGAUUCACCCAUCUAUGGCGCUGACAUCAGUGGCUCCUUGUUUGAUGCGAACACCAAGGAGUGGAAUCUUGGCCACCUGGGAACCAUUCAGGACUUGCUGGAGCAGGAGUGCGGAGUUGUCAUCGAAGGCGUCAACACACCCUACCUGUACUUCGGCAUGUGGAAGACCACCUUUGCUUGGCACACGGAGGACAUGGACCUUUACAGCAUCAACUACCUGCACUUUGGGGAGCCCAAGACUUGGUACGCCGUGCCCCCAGAGCACGGCCAGCGCCUGGAACGCCUGGCCAGGGAGCUUUUUCCAGGCAGUUCCCGGGGCUGUGAGGCCUUCCUGAGGCACAAGGUGGCUCUCAUCUCGCCCAGUGUCCUCAAGGAGAAUGGGAUCCCCUUCAGUCGCAUCACUCAGGAGGCUGGAGAGUUCAUGGUGACCUUUCCCUAUGGCUACCACGCUGGCUUCAAUCACGGCUUCAACUGCGCCGAGGCCAUCAACUUUGCCACCCCGCGAUGGAUCGACUACGGCAAAGUGGCCUCUCAGUGCAGCUGCGGGGAGGCCAGGGUCAGCUUUUCCAUGGACGCCUUCGUGCGCAUCCUGCAGCCCGAGCGCUAUGAGCUGUGGAAGAGCGGGCAGGACCGCACCGUUGUGGACCACGUGGAGCCCACGGCUCCGGGCAGCAGGGACCUGAGCGCCUGGAGGAAGAGCCCGGCGGACAGGAGAGCGGCUCUGGGCUUGAGGCACCUUCAGCCGCGUCGGGCCCCGAGUAAAGCUGGCGCCGCGGGCCGGGGCGCUGCGCGCCGCCGUCGCGCCCCAGUGCUCCAGGCCUCCCUGCUGCUCUCCCUACCCCGGGGCCCUGCCUCUGCCGCCCGAUGCGCAGCUGCCGUGGCCGGCCGCUCCUCCAAGGCUGACCCACCCUUGCCGCCACUCCGGGGUCCAUCUGCCCGGGAUCUCCAGUCCACUCGCAGAUGUGGUGGUGGUCGUUGUCUUCGGGAACUGGGGGCUCGGGAGCCAAUUGUUCAGGCCCGGGCCAAGAGGCGCCGCUCAGUGGCCACAGCGCGCACUGCUCCGGACCCCGAGGCCCUGCCUGUGUCCCAGGAUAAACCCUCCCUGGACAACCCUGCAUCUCUGAGCCUCGAGACACCCCAUCCUGUCCUGGCUCCUGGGUCCUGCUUUGCUCCAGUCUCCUAAUCCUAAAUCUAGGGGACGCCCGCCUUGCUGCCCACUGCUGUUUUGUGCGCAGAGACAUUGAGACAUCUCAGAGCUUUAAGCAAGGUUUUAAGUCACUGGUCUAGCAUGAGACUUCCCGGUGUUGCCGCAUCUGGACGGGCUUAGCUGGUGCUAUUUACCAAGUUCGCCCUACUUCUUCCUGCCGGACCCUGAAAUGUCUUUGGACACUGCUAACUCCUGUGUCUGCAUCCGAGGUUUUUCCACUGGACACCGUCGUGUCUCUGUGAACCCUGUGAGUUCCGCUGAGUUUGAGGAAGCCUGAUCCGCGCAGACUCCUUCCUCUGGGACAACCCUGGACGUUGACCAACUCCGGACGUUGCUUCCGAAGAAUCCCGGGCUUUGGUUCCCCUCCGAUCUCUUUCUCUUUUUCUCUUUCUCUUCCCCUCCCAUUUUAGGCUAAACUAGGCCCUUUUGACCACUUAGGUCAGUAGAGGCUCAGAAAAUAAUUUAUGAUCUUUGAGUCAUUGCUGUGUUUAUAAUGUUAUCUAUUAUGAGUAUUUCUUCACAAAUAUAUUAAAGGCAACAAAAAUUGGAGUUUUUCCCCAUAUUAUUGUCCAUUCAACCAACUGAGGGCUUGAGGUUACUAUUUUAUGCACUUUUCUGAAUAAUUAUAUCAAAACAUCUAAAGCAAACCCUAUUUUUAUGGCUUGCUAAAAUUGUGUGGAGUCGGUGAAUCCUCUGGGGAAGGUUGUUGGGUUCUGCCUGGCAGGCUGGCUGGGGAAUUUGAUGUGUAGACUUCCUUAAGGACGACCUGUUGGAAGUCAGCUGGUAACUCGUGAGCAGUAGUAUACAAGUUGCUGAGGUGAACAAGCAUAGGACAAAAGUGCCAUCAUCCAAAUACC
Molecule: messenger RNA, 3207 nt
Organism: Artibeus jamaicensis (Jamaican fruit-eating bat)
Lineage: Eukaryota; Metazoa; Chordata; Mammalia; Chiroptera; Phyllostomidae
Gene: KDM4D
Product: lysine demethylase 4D
Exons: 3
Coding region: 752-2326 (524 amino acids)
Biological process (GO): chromatin remodeling
Cellular component (GO): nucleus
Molecular function (GO): histone H3K9 demethylase activity
Source: RefSeq, a predicted model, not a curated record